AUGGAAACAGUGGGUAACAUACUAAUACCCCAGGGUGGUACCGGCAAUGCCGGAGAAUCCACCCCUAGGCCUAGCCUAGGCAGCCCCAUCGUAUCUGGGGGGGGCAACACACUGUUUUGCGGCGAUACAUCUACAUCGUCCGCGGGUCGCCUAACAUCCAGGGACCAACAAUGUAAGGAGGGAGCUGUGCUGGGAGAACCCAAUAACUCGGCACGAUACUCAAGGGGAAGACGGGGUAGGCGGGGACGCUUAGCUCAUUCUAGAGAACCAAAAGAAGCUGAGUCUGAUUGUUCCCAGGUGUCACUCGUAUCCAUUGCUUCCGAGGACACGCGAAAAAGAAAGGCAAAGGCUCCGAGUAUUAAAUCGGUGGCCGCUAAAUACAAGGCGGUAGCAGCCUCUGCCUCGGCAACCCCUACUGAAGUGGAGGAUAUGGCUACUGAGGUCGACACGGAAGAGGACUUUGCCGACCUCUCAGUGGUAUCAUCGAAGUCCAGGGCAAAAACAACUUUGCCUAGUACAGAUCAGUUGGCUUUAGACCUGCGGUCUCAGGCUGACAGCAUAAUUGAAGACCACAUUGACCGCCAGCUUCAGGCCAUCGAGGAGGUAGCGAAUCGAUCCCGCAAUUUAAAGGGAAGCUUCGUUCAGAGCUUAAGGCUAGCUGUGCGGAAUGUAAAAGCCGCGGCUGACGAGCUUGCCAGAAGGGCCACUCCUGACGAAAAUAUCGCUAGACUAGAGAGAGAAAAUGCUGAGCUUCGUUCAACACUCUCUAGCCUUAGCAACAGAGCGGAUAAGCUGACGGAGGAAAUUAACUACCUGCGUAAACAAACUCACGAACGAGUCAGUCUCAAUAACUCAUCUGCUCGGUCAAAUAUAGAUGCUCCAACGCCCAGUAGUGGAGAGGAGGCACUAAUGGAACGAAUUGGAGCGCCUAUCGAGACUAAACUGGCCGCUUUCGAAGCUCGGUUGUUACCUAGCAAGGCGCUCCGCCCACCACUGGGAAUGAAGUCCACGACGGUUGCAUCUAAGCAACUAACAACGCCAAUGCAGUCGCUUUCAGCAAUAGCACCGUCGCAAAAGAAGAGAAAUAAAAAGAAGACGAAGAAGCGGCAGAAGCCCACAUAUCCACCAGUGGCAGAUUUACCUCCUGUAGCGAAGCCUGUUCUGCAAACUUCUCUAUCUGCAGUGACAAACUCUUGGGCAGAUGUGGCUAAAAGACGAAAAGUACACCAGACGACACAAAAAUCGCAGCUGUGCUAUGUGUCCAACGAACGGCCCAAAAACAUGAAACGGAAACCCGUCCGCGCCCCAACAUCUGCGGCUGUAACAAUAACGUUACGAGAAGAUGGUCGCUACGUG
This is a messenger RNA of Iphiclides podalirius (scarce swallowtail), 1356 nucleotides long. NCBI's taxonomy places the organism in Eukaryota, Metazoa, Arthropoda, Insecta, Lepidoptera, Papilionidae. The record is from the annotation of a GenBank genome assembly.